AUGGCAUGUCAUUUGUCUGUUAGCAAGACCACAGUUGGCUACAUUUUGACAGUGAGAAGCAAGAGGCAGCCCACAUAUGAUGGUAAGGUGGGAAUAUUUCCCUUCACUAAAGUUGUUCCAGCUCAAAGGAAAUCAAAUAACAGAGAUAGAGGGACCUUGGAAACAAAGCCAAUUAAAGCACUCACCAAGGUAGUAAUGAGGGACUGCAUUAUCCACAAGGCCAAGUGGCCUGAUUGGGCAAGUAAGGAGAUAUACAUACAGCAAGGCAAUCCUACACUACACAUAACUGCCAAAGAUCCAGAAUUUCUGGUUGUUGCCAACUCAGAUGGAUUUAAAAUCCAUCUGAUUUGUCAGCCACCAAAUUCACCUGACACUAACAUAUUAGACCUAGGAUUUUUUAGGGCUAUACAGUCACUACAGCAUGAGAAACCAUGCAGGGGUGUGGAUGAACUGGUGGAGAAUGUAUGUAAGGCUUAUGAAGAGCUGACACCACAAACCCUCAACAGAGUAUUCCUCUCCUUGCAGGCUUGCCUCACCCAGAUCCUAAAAUUCAAAGGGGACAACCACUACAAACUUCCACACAUGAAUAAAGAUAGGCUUGAAAGAACAGAUGGACUACCCAAUGUGCUAGAAGUGGAUGAAGGUAUUGUGAGAGAGGUGCUGGAGUACUUACAACAACCAGAGAACAAUGAUGGUUCAGGGUAUGAUAUUGAGGCUCUGAGUGAUGCAUUUGGCUUCUAG
Messenger RNA from Salvia splendens (bonfire salvia), 741 nucleotides. RefSeq lists its product as uncharacterized. Gene Ontology annotation, molecular function: nucleic acid binding. The transcript is spliced from 3 exons. NCBI's taxonomy places the organism in Eukaryota, Viridiplantae, Streptophyta, Magnoliopsida, Lamiales, Lamiaceae. The coding region runs from base 1 to 741 and encodes 246 amino acids. The record is from RefSeq and is a predicted model, not a curated record.